CCUUCUUUUCCGGUUCCUCCUUUCCUACGGUCUGUGGCGGGAAAAACAAGGCCCUCAGAAGCAAUGGCGUCUUCGGCCCUGGAAGCCGUGGAGGCCGAGCUGACGCUCUUCGGGCUGGACGUGGCUGAAGGCGAGGACGAAGACGCUUUGGCCCAGAAGUUGGAGGAACUUUGCUUGCUGCACCGGGUGGAAGAAACUGAAUUGGCGGAGGAAUUGGUUGCCUUCUUUGCCACAAAGGGAAUCCUUCAUCUUACAGUUAAUGUCCUGCUUGAUUUUCAGCAUAACGUGCUUAAUAAGCGAGUUGCGAAACCUCCGGCGAAGAAAGAGACUCGUCCUUCCGCUGCCGAAGAGACCAACGCCAUUCCUGGGCCUCCCGACCUCGAUGAAGAGGACGAGGACCUCUUGGAUGCCUACACUUCACCAUCGAAAACUUCCCAGAAGCGGGAGAUCACGACGCCUGAGAACCCACACCCGAAGCGGACCCUCUCCGGGCGCAGCCCACGUUUGGCCUUUUCCCCCAAUAGCUUCUCCCCCAGCGCUACUCCGUCCCAGAAAUACGCCUCUCGGAGCCAGCGUGGCGAAGUGGCCACCUCGUUCGGAUCCGUUUUGGGCGCAUCCUGGAGCGGGAACGGGGGUUCGGAGACUUCCCUGAAGCUGUUCAGUUCCGACAAGGAUUCCCUUCGCAAGCCCUAUAAAUACAUGUUCCAGGACCUACGGGAAAACCGAGAAGUCCUCUCGUAUAAAAUUGAAGAAUUAGGCGAGGCACUAAAGGCCCAUUACGGCAUUGAGGAAUUUUCCUCCCUGAUCAUCCCUGUGCAGGACCGCGUGAUCGUUGUGGGCCAGGUGGGCUGCGAUGCCAACGGCAAGCUCAACGCCAAGUCCGUCGUCCUGGAAGGCGACCAGGAACAUUCCUCAGGCGGCCUCGUCCCGGUGGACGUCUCGGAGCUCCCGGAGUAUUCCCUCUUCCCCGGACAGGUGGUGGUCAUGGAAGGCAUCAACAGCACCGGGAAGCAGUUUUUUGCAUCCAAGCUGUAUGAGGGAGUUCCCCUUCCGUUUCAUAAAGCUACGGAUUUGCUUGAAGGCGUAGAGCCCCAGAUGGUCCUGGUUGCCUGCGGCCCUUACACCACGUCCGACAGCAUCACCUACGACCCUUUGUUGGACCUGAUCGACGUUAUCAAUAAAGACAAGCCUGAUGUUUGCAUCCUGCUGGGGCCCUUCCUUGAUGCAAAGCACAAGCAAGUGGAGGCUUGUCAGUUCACCAGCUCCUUUGAGGACGUCUUCAAGGUCUGCCUGAAAACCAUCAUUGAAGGGACGAGGAGUGCUGGAUCACGCCUGGUCAUCGUCCCGUCUCUGAGAGAUGUCCACCAUGUCUAUGUUUACCCCCAGCCUCCAUUCUCCGGCUCCGAUCUGUCGAAAGACGACGAGAAGAGGGUGCUCUUUGUCUCGGACCCCUGCACGCUGGAAAUCAAUGGGGUGGUUGUGGGCCUGACCUCGGUGGACCUGCUGUUCCAUAUGGGCUCCGAAGAGAUUAGCAGGUCUUCCAGCGGGUUGGAUCGCUUCUCUCGCAUUCUCAAGCACAUCCUGACUCAGCGCAGCUACUAUCCGCUCUACCCUCCCGCGGAAGAGAUGAACGUGGACUACGAGCAUUUCUACCCGUACGCCUCUCUGCCCGUCUCGCCAGACGUCCUCAUCACCCCGUCCGACUUGAAGUUUUUCAUCAAGGAGGUCCUCGGGUGCGUCUGCAUGAAUCCCGGCCGCCUGACCAAAGGCCACGUUGGGGGCACGUACGGGCGCUUGUAUGUCCAGAGGAAGGUCUCCCAGGAAGGGCCCCGGAGCCCCUGCCUCUCCGCUCAGGUGGUCAAGAUCUAGCCACGGCCGUUGCCCUUCGGAGAGGUCAAGCCAAAUACAUCUCGGAGCCGAGAUGAAAAGCGAUGGAAGGACUUUCGGUUUUGCAAUUGUUUGGGGAUCUUAAUUUCAGCCCUGCCAUUAUAAUUGUUAUUCUCAGCCUA
This is a messenger RNA of Anolis carolinensis (green anole), 2009 nucleotides long. RefSeq names its product DNA polymerase alpha 2, accessory subunit (gene pola2). Gene Ontology annotation, molecular function: DNA binding. The coding region runs from base 64 to 1869 and encodes 601 amino acids. NCBI's taxonomy places the organism in Eukaryota, Metazoa, Chordata, Lepidosauria, Squamata, Anolidae. Gene Ontology annotation, cellular component: alpha DNA polymerase:primase complex. The record is from RefSeq and is a predicted model, not a curated record. Gene Ontology annotation, biological process: DNA replication; DNA replication initiation. The transcript is spliced from 18 exons.